Opisthorchis viverrini is the source of this 2397-nucleotide messenger RNA. RefSeq lists its product as hypothetical. The record is from RefSeq and is a predicted model, not a curated record. The annotation marks the transcript as partial. Lineage: Eukaryota; Metazoa; Platyhelminthes; Trematoda; Opisthorchiida; Opisthorchiidae. The transcript is spliced from 5 exons.
AUGAUGACGCGCUCCGCCACACAUCAUGGAAUUCGGAUUUCACCAAACAUUCAGUCUACAGUAACAAGCAAGCGAAUUUCACUUCAAAACUUUGUGGCAUUCAAACCUUGCACUGUCAUGUGCAGAAUUAGUAGCAGUCAGACGAAAUACCAAGGGUUCAAUGUCAUCCAAGGACAGCCAGCUGGGCAUAAACUGCGGUUCGACUGCGGUGCUUCGUGCUUCAGAAAUAACCACGGUUCUGAAAAUUUAGGCCCAUUUGAUCUGCACAGAAAAAAUAACACAUGGCAGGAACCAUCUCCAGUCAGUCCUGUCGAACAUGUUCCUACGUCCAUCAGAUAUGUGUUCGAUGUACCAGCUCCGAGUGGGCUGUGCGGCCUUGACCUUUACCCGCAAACUCAAGACGAUGUUGUACCGGUUCAUACAAAUACUCAAACCGCCCAUCGCCAAUGCCGUAGCACACAGCCCGUAGCCGUGCACACACAUAAGCAGUUUUUACAUUCAGAAUGCAGUUCAAGGGAAAUGAAAUCUCAAAACUUGUGGAACAGAAAUAAUGUGUCGGACAGGUCUGAAGUAACUUCGCAGAUCCCUGAGGGACAACAUUAUGCAAUCUCAUCUGGUCAAGCGUUCUCUGCAAUGCUAGGCCAGACGCCUUCUUGCAGCUCAUCUACAACCGAACCCUCGCUGAAAGGUCUAUCAUAUGGAAUUCACCUGGUUACUCAAAAUCCGGAAGAUUCAAAUCAAUUUCUCCCUUAUGUUGGAUCAUGGAUUUCUACGUCGGAAGUAACUGACUCCAAAAAACUGGUUGACCAAUGGCAGAUUGAACAGAUUCAACCAACUCAAACAAAUGAAACUGGAUUCACUCAAAAUGACAGCCAGUUUGGCGGGAAAAUGAUGACGCGCUCCGCCACACAUCAUGGAAUUCGGAUUUCACCAAACAUUCAGUCUACAGUAACAAGCGAAGGAAUUUCACUUCAAAACUUUGUGGCAUUCAAACCUUGCACUGUCAUGUGCAGAAUUAGUAGCAGUCAGACGAAAUACCAAGGGUUCAAUGUCAUCCAAGGACAGCCAGCUGGGCAUAAACUGCGGUUCGACUGCGGUGCUUCGUGCUUCAGAAAUAACCACGGUUCUGAAAAUUUAGGCCCAUUUGAUCUGCACAGAAAAAAUAACACAUGGCAGGAACCAUCUCCAGUCAGUCCUGUCGAACAUGUUCCUACGUCCAUCAGAUAUGUGUUCGAUGUACCAGCUCCGAGUGGGCUGUGCGGCCUUGACCUUUACCCGCAAACUCAAGACGAUGUUGUACCGGUUCAUACAAAUACUCAAACCGCCCAUCGCCAAUGCCGUAGCACACAGCCCGUAGCCGUGCACACACAUAAGCAGUUUUUACAUUCAGAAUGCAGUUCAAGGGAAAUGAAAUCUCAAAACUUGUGGAACAGAAAUAAUGUGUCGGACAGGUCUGAAGUAACUUCGCAGAUCCCUGAGGGACAACAUUAUGCAAUCUCAUCUGGUCAAGCGUUCUCUGCAAUGCUAGGCCAGACGCCUUCUUGCAGCUCAUCUACAACCGAACCCUCGCUGAAAGGUCUAUCAUAUGGAAUUCACCUGGUUACUCAAAAUCCGGAAGAUUCAAAUCAAUUUCUCCCUUAUGUUGGAUCAUGGAUUUCUACGUCGGAAGUAACUGACUCCAAAAAACUGGUUGACCAAUGGCAGAUUGAACAGAUUCAACCAACUCAAACAAAUGAAACUGGAUUCACUCAAAAUGACAGCCAGUUUGGCGGGAAAAUGAUGACGCGCUCCGCCACACAUCAUGGAAUUCGGAUUUCACCAAACAUUCAGUCUACAGUAACAAGCGAAGGAAUUUCACUUCAAAACUUUGUGGCAUUCAAACCUUGCACUGUCAUGUGCAGAAUUAGUAGCAGUCAGACGAAAUACCAAGGGUUCAAUGUCAUCCAAGGACAGCCAGCUGGGCAUAAACUGCGGUUCGACUGCGGUGCUUCGUGCUUCAGAAAUAACCACGGUUCUGAAAAUUUAGGCCCAUUUGAUCUGCACAGAAAAAAUAACACAUGGCAGGAACCAUCUCCAGUCAGUCCUGUCGAACAUGUUCCUACGUCCAUCAGAUAUGUGUUCGAUGUACCAGCUCCGAGUGGGCUGUGCGGCCUUGACCUUUACCCGCAAACUCAAGACGAUGUUGUACCGGUUCAUACAAAUACUCAAACCGCCCAUCGCCAAUGCCGUAGCACACAGCCCGUAGCCGUGCACACACAUAAGCAGUUUUUACAUUCAGAAUGCAGUUCAAGGGAAAUGAAAUCUCAAAACUUGUGGAACAGAAAUAAUGUGUCGGACAGGUCUGAAGUAACUUCGCAGAUCCCUGAGGGACAACAUUAUGCAAUCUCAUCUGGUCAA